GCAACUGCUAUUUUUGAUUGUCAUUCGCAUUUUGCAUUAAACCUUACAUUCGCUUAAAAAACACUUAAUAAUGGCAUUGGCUGAGAUCUGCAAAAUAUCCAAUGCUUCGUAUAUGAAGCCGGCCGCCUGGACUUCGGCGGAUGUGGAGGACGACCUAAGGGGUCUGACCUGCAACCUGGCCAACCCCUACACCCUGGCUGCUCCACCAUUCGAAAAUCCCAUGCACAACCUCAACCAGAUCCAGGCCAAUGCCGAUAAGACCGGCAUCAAAAUCGAUUUUGACCACGGCACCACAACGCUGGGCUUCAAGUUCAAGGGAGGCGUCAUUUUGGCCGUGGAUUCUCGUGCCACUGGCGGCCAGUACAUUGGCUCGCAGUCAAUGAAAAAAAUCGUGGAGAUUAAUGACUUUCUGCUGGGCACUCUGGCUGGCGGCGCCGCCGAUUGUGUGUACUGGGAUCGCGUGCUUUCUAAGGAGUGCCGCCUGCACGAGCUACGCAACAAGGAGCGCAUUUCGGUGGCGGCAGCCAGCAAGAUCAUGGCCAACAUUGCCCACGAGUACAAGGGCAUGGGUCUGAGCAUGGGCAUGAUGCUGGCUGGCUACGACAAGCGUGGUCCCGGUUUGUACUAUGUGGAUUCGGAGGGCUCCCGCACACCCGGUAACCUCUUCUCCGUGGGCAGUGGGUCGCUGUUCGCCUACGGUGUCCUCGAUUCGGGAUACCACUGGGAUCUGGAGGAUGAGGCGGCCCAGGAGCUGGGACGCCGUGCCAUUUACCACGCCACCUUCCGGGAUGCCUACUCUGGCGGAAUCAUUCGUGUUUACCACAUGACCCAGAAUGGUUGGGUCAACGUUUCUAACACAGACUGCAUGGAGCUGCACUACAAGUACAAGGAAGAGAAGGAGAAGCAGGCUCACUAGAGCGUAGAUUCGGGUGUUAAGUGAAUAUAAGAUAUUCUGUCGAACGAAGUUUGUAUUUCUUGGAAUAAAUAAACAUGCUUUUGUGGUAA
Molecule: messenger RNA, 1005 nt
Organism: Drosophila serrata
Lineage: Eukaryota; Metazoa; Arthropoda; Insecta; Diptera; Drosophilidae
Gene: Prosbeta5
Product: Proteasome beta5 subunit
Cellular component (GO): proteasome core complex; cytoplasm
Molecular function (GO): threonine-type endopeptidase activity
Source: RefSeq, a predicted model, not a curated record